AAAACUAUGGGAUCGACUAAUCAAACAGCUACAGGAGAAUUCCUCCUUUUGGGCCUCUCAGAUGAUACAGAACUGCAGUCUGUCAUAUUUGCUCUGUUCCUGUUCAUAUACCUGGCCACAGUGCUUGGAAACCUCAUCAUCAUUCUGGCCAUUAUUUCGGAUUCCCAUCUCCAUACACCCAUGUACUUCUUCAUCUCCAAUCUGUCCUUCGCUGACAUUUGUAUAAGCACAACCACCAUCCCAAAGAUGCUGGUGAACAUCCGAACACAGGAUCAGAGAAUAACCCAUACAGGUUGCUUCACUCAGGCUUGCUUUGCCAUGGUGUUUGCUAGCUUAGAAAGUUGUCUCCUCUCAGCAAUGGCCUAUGACCGCUAUGUAGCCAUUUGCCAUCCCCUGAGGUACACAGUCACCAUGAACUUCCAUUCGUGUAGCUUGCUCAUUCUAUUCUCCCUGUUCAUUAGCAGUGUGAAUGUACUGCUACUCAGUCUCACUGUGCUGCAGUUAUCUUUCUGUAGAGACCUGGAGAUCCCCCAUUUCUUCUGUGAACUUACUCAGCUCGUGAAUCUUGCCUGUUCGGACACCUUCAUCAGUAACAUGCUGAUAUAUAUUGCAUCCAUCAUAUUUGGUGGCAUUCCUGUCUUUGGAAUUAUUUUUUCUUAUGUUGAAAUCAUCUCUUCUGUUUUGAAAAUAUCAUCAGUGCAAGGAAGAUACAAAGCAUUUUCCACAUGUGUGUCUCACUUGUCAGUUGUUUCCUUGUUCUAUGGGACGGGUUUAAGUGUAUGCAUUGGAUCUGCAGUAAAUGAUUCUCCCAGGAAGACUGCAGUGGCUUCAGUGAUGUAUUCUGUGGUUACUCAGAUGUUGAACCCCUUUAUCUACAGCCUCAGGAACAGGGACAUGGCAGGUGCUCUGAGGAAACUUAUGGGUAAGAUGGCCUCUUUUAUAUGA
This is a messenger RNA of Nannospalax galili (Upper Galilee mountains blind mole rat), 945 nucleotides long. RefSeq names its product olfactory receptor 7G2-like. Gene Ontology annotation, molecular function: olfactory receptor activity; G protein-coupled receptor activity. The transcript has a single exon. Lineage: Eukaryota; Metazoa; Chordata; Mammalia; Rodentia; Spalacidae. Gene Ontology annotation, cellular component: membrane. Bases 7 to 945 code for a protein of 312 amino acids. Gene Ontology annotation, biological process: G protein-coupled receptor signaling pathway. The record is from RefSeq and is a predicted model, not a curated record.